AUGGCUCUGGAUGAUCGAAUUCGAUUGCUAGAGCAGAGGCUAGCUAUUUUGGAGGACAAGGAGGAACUAUCGACCCUGAUGAAUCACUAUUGUACUCUCGUGGACUCUAAACAGUACACCGAGUGGUCUAAUCUCUUCACUGAGGAUGGGAUUCUAAAUUUCGAGCCGUGGGGACCAGUCCAAGGGCGUGAGAAUAUCGCUCGGGUCACGUCGGAUGCCGAAAAAGCAUACGAGUGUAUGAUGCACUGCUUAACAAAUGUUCAGUUCGAGGUUGACGGCAGCGACAUAGCGAAGGGUUCUGCGUAUAUAGCUUCAUAUGUCACGCCUCAUCUAAAGAACCUGGGUAUAAAUUUCGGUCUUGGUGGACGGUACUCGUUGUUGUUCAAGAGGACUGCGGAGGGUUGGAAGGUUGCAGAACACCUCUUAAGCCCUACCUGGACUCAAGGGUCGGACGCGUUCGGCAAACUCAACAGCUCAGAAUAA
Molecule: messenger RNA, 483 nt
Organism: Aspergillus luchuensis
Lineage: Eukaryota; Fungi; Ascomycota; Eurotiomycetes; Eurotiales; Aspergillaceae
Product: nuclear transport factor 2 family protein
Exons: 1
Coding region: 1-483 (160 amino acids)
Source: RefSeq, a predicted model, not a curated record